CGCCCCCAGCAGCGUCGCGGCGCCUCCGCUCGGCUCGGCUCAGUUAUCGUUCCGCCGCCGAGCGCCGCGCGCCCCGACGCUCCGUCGAGACAAGUACACCGCGCUUCCGUCGCUGAACCCUGUUGAAAACGGUGUGUGCUGGUGUAUACGAUACCCCGUACUCGCGACGACCGAGGCGCGGACUAUGUCGAAUGCCUGAGCAUCGACGCAGCAGCAUAAUCAUAAGCACCUGCAGCGCCGACAGCGCCGGCAGGGCGACGACGACGACGACGACGACGACGACGAGCACGAGCACGAGCAGCAGCACGACGACGCAGAGCGAGGUCCCCCCGGGCGAUGCGCUGCAGCCCUAUGCGGGAGCAGCGGCCGGCGGCGAGGUCGUCGCCGUCGACGAGGUCAAGAUGGAGGCGGAGGAGCACCUGGCGCGCGAGUACGUGCAGGAGUUCGUGCUGGACCACCUGGACCCGGGCGACGUGAAGCGCGAGGCGGCCGCAGCCGCAGCCGCCGCGGCGCUGGCCGGGGAGAAGGUCAAGCUCGCCGGGCUGGCGAGGCCCGCCGCGCUCGACGCGGCCGCCCCCGUCCCGAGCGGGCCCACCUCCGUGGUGCCGAAGACCGGGCCGCUGGUGCACAGCCUGCCGGUCGAGCCGACGCAGCAGAGCCCGGCCGGGCCGACGGCCAUGCCCGGGACCCUGGGCCCGCUCACGCCGCCGGCCCACGAGCUCGAGCAGCCCCACGGGCUGCCGCUCUACGGACAGCCCGCCGGCGCGGUGCGCGUCCAGCAGGGCGUCCUGGUGAAGCUGCCCUACGGCGGCCCCCCUGCCGGCCUGACCAGCCUCUCGCACCCGGGCACGCCGCCCGACACGCCGCCCGUCUCGGCCUCGCCGCCCUCGCUGCAGCAGCUCCAGCUCCAGGAGAGGCUCGAGCGCAUCCAGCUGCAGCAGCUGCACCAGCCGCCCCACGCUCAGCUCCAGCAGCCCCCGGGUCCCCAGCAGCACCACCUCCAGCAGCAGCAGCAGCACCACCACCACCACCACCACCACCCCGACGUCAUCCUGCCCGACGGCAUGCCCUGGCUGACGCAGAGCUUGCGCCAGGAGCCGCUAGACCUGAGGCCGCACUGCCAGGAGGCCGGCGGCUCGGAGAACGAGAUGGAGACGGAGCACUGGCCGCCGCACCACCUGCCCGACCUCGUGCAGCACCAGCAGCACCAGCAGCACCCAGCGGCGCACCACCCUGGCAGGCACCCCAGGCACACGGGGGGCUACAUAAUGGCCAGCCACAUCGAGUACUACUCGAGCAACGGCAGCGGUGGCAGCGACGGCGGCAUGAUGCCGAUGCCUCUCGACGGCGGUAUGCACAUGCAGCUGGCCCCGCAGCAGCAGCAGCAGCAGCAUCAGCAGCAACAACAGCAGCAGCAGCAGCAGCAGCCGGUGAGGCCGCUGAGCGUCUGCUCGGGCAGCUCGUGCGGCCCGGGUCCCAGCUCGAGCCAAGGCACCGGGGGCCUCAGUCCCACGCGCUGCGGGGUUCCGCGCUCCAUGCACUGCGGCGCCCCGGCCGGCAGUCUCGAGGACCUCAUGAACGACGACCUGCUGAUGUCGCUGUCGGUGCGCGAGCUGAACAAGCGGCUACAGGGCUGUCCGCGCGAAGAGGCUUGGCAGAUAGUGCGGCUGAAGCAGAAGCGGCGCACGCUGAAGAACCGCGGCUACGCCCAGAACUGCCGGAGCAAGCGGAUGCAGCAGCGACACGAGCUCGAGACGGCCAACCGGAGCCUCGAGCACGAGCUCAACAUGAUCAAGGACGAGCUGCUGCGCACCCAGCAGGAGCGAGACGCCUACAAGCACCGCUACGAGACCAUGUUCCGCUCGAGGCAGCAGCAGCAGCAGCAGCACCAGCAACAGGCGAUCGCCCAGCAGCAGCACCAGCAGCAACACCAGCAACAGCCGGCCAGCCCCGAGGUCUACCUGUGACAGAGAGCUCGAUGGACUUGAGGCCGGUGAGUAUGAGCGACGCGCAGCUCUCCGUCCUCUGCAUAUACCUGAAAAAUGAAUUGAAGUACACAUGGAAGUCGAUCGCGCGACUCUCUCUCUCUCUCUCUCUCUCUCUCUCUUAUCGCGCACGCGAAGCACACUUUUUCGCCGCUUCCGCUUAUCGAGAGGCGAACUUGGCGCGCGCGUGCCUGAUAAACUUCAAACUUCGCCGGAGACAGAGAAGCUUUAUCUCUCGGCGAGUCUAGUUUCCCUGACCCAACGCUCUGACCCGCCGCUCGCGUAAUUAUGUCACUUACACGCAUGCUGUAGACUCGAUUUUCGCAAGCGCAUAGACUCGCGCAUCAGACGAGAUAGAGAAGAGAGAGAGAACCGCGUACAAAUUAUUAUCUUGUAUAGUUGACGUUACAUUGCUAUACUACUAUAGCUCGAUAUCGCGCGCAAACUGCAUACUCCGAUGGGCUGUGUGCGAGUGUUAAAAAUUCAAGCUUCGCGCCCCUAUAUUCCGAGCGACGGGCUUCGUCGCUUCUCGCCUCUAUUCGUUACAGGAGCGACGAUGCGCGAGCCGCUAUGUAGGAUUUCCCGGGGAGUCGGAAAUUUUAUCACUAGACUUAAAGGAAGAAUAAAGAAUUCACGUAGAAAGAAGGAAAAUACAAUUGUCGUAGCGCAAAAGAGUAUAUUAUAUGUGAGGCGGUGGCGGGCGGUGUCCGCGAUACCUGGUGCAAUAAAAGAAAAAAAUUAAAAAUUUUGUAAAUACACACACAGACGCGCGCGCGCGUGCGCGCGAAGUAACCGUAAUAAUACAAUUUUCAAUGUCAUUCUUCUUCUCUAUUCUCUUAUUCUCUCGGAUUCGUAUAACCUUGUUAUAAUACAGACACACGGAUACACACAGACGCUCGCAGCGCUUAUCUCUAUACAUAUAUUUUUUAUUAGCGAAAGUAUUAUUUUUACUUCUGUAUGAUGUACAAGCGUCCGACACGCGACGAUCUUAUAGUACAACCGAUUCUGUGUAUUAUUGUAUCUUUGCGAGAGAAACUUGUGUGAUUAUACGAUCGAGGCUCGUCGCAGCUGUGUAUAUGUUAUAAACGCUAUAUGUAUAUGCACAAAAAAAAAAAAAAAUUAAAACAGAAACAAAGGCAUACGAGUUGUUGUAUACAAAAACGAUAAUCUUGUAUAAAAUAUUAUAAUGCUACGACAUACGCGCGAGGAAGAAAGAAAGAGCUGUUUUAUAUGUAUACAAUUAUUAUAAUUACCGAAUCUUUUACUUUUAGGGGAUAUCUCGCUUUCUUUAUACUUACUCAUUAUGUCGAAUACUGAGCUAUUUUUCGAAAUGGCCGAUGUGUAAUUGUAAAGUGUACACAGACACACAGAUAUACGUGUACAUAACUAACAAGGGUAUACACGCAAAAAACUCACACACACAGAGAGAGACGCGCGGCGCACCUUGUACGCGCCAUCAUAUUGUAUAAUUCUAUACUAAUUAUCGUUUAUCGUCGUACUCGAGCGGCGGCGUCGGCUCAAUUAUCCGAUUGCGACGCAGAAAGAAAGAAAGAAAGAAAGAAAUAGAGAUGUUUUAAUUCGCGUUAUUCACGUAGGUCGUAAAAAAAAUCUGUAAAUAAAAAUUAUUACACCAUUAUUAUGAUGAAUAAACGUCGCCGACGACUGUUUCAGAUA
This is a messenger RNA of Nasonia vitripennis (jewel wasp), 3659 nucleotides long. RefSeq names its product transcription factor MafB (gene tj). The record is from RefSeq and is a predicted model, not a curated record. Gene Ontology annotation, molecular function: RNA polymerase II cis-regulatory region sequence-specific DNA binding; DNA-binding transcription factor activity, RNA polymerase II-specific. The transcript is spliced from 3 exons. The coding region runs from base 192 to 1967 and encodes 591 amino acids. Gene Ontology annotation, cellular component: nucleus. Lineage: Eukaryota; Metazoa; Arthropoda; Insecta; Hymenoptera; Pteromalidae. Gene Ontology annotation, biological process: regulation of transcription by RNA polymerase II.